GAAAGCGACCUUUUGCUGAGGAGAGUCUGAUUCCAGUGCUUCUUCAUCAACUCACAACCAACAACCCCGCGACAGCGACAACGGCACUGCGUUGGAACAACCCACCGAGAAUCUGAUUUCUGUCUUAUUUUCUUAUCAUACGCUGGUGGAUAAUUGUGGCACUCACCCCAUUGUCUCGGCUACCAAGACCUACGAUCCAGCCAGCCUUCAGGAUUCGUCGCUCAGUUGGCUGCAUAGGGUGACUUUGCUCACACAAAUGCCAUGUUUUAUCCCCAGCAAUCCCCCGCCAUUUCUCACAAACAUCCCAACCACCACGACCAGUCCCCUUGGGGUCGCACACAUCAUCCUGUCCUCGGCCCUCCUGGCUCACAGAACAUCGGCCCACCGCCUGCGUCGCCUGGAUAUGCGCUCUACACAAAUGGAUCCGUGAACCCCAUGCAACACCACCCAGGACACCCUCUUCCCCAUACUCCAAUGACCCAUCACCAGCACCAUAACUCGCUUUCUCAUUAUCCCUCUCCACCGAAUGGCCACAUACACAACCAGCAUAUGGGCCAGGCAUCCCCUGGAAGCGCUGCCAGCCAGAUAAUUACCCCUCAUUGGCAACAGCAACUCCUGAAGUGCGAGAUGAUAAGAUCGUCCCGCUCUCCGCACCACAGGGCGCGGGCUAGUGCUAUGGCCUCUCGUUCAGUCACUAAAUCAGCUAUCCUCAUCACGAAUCCGAACCACGUGAAACCAAACAAUGGUACAGACGUUCCCGAUGCGGCGUCAAAAGACAGCGGGACUUCAACUGCAUCUAGCACUCCAGCUCCUACAACUGCUUCGGAGAGCUCUCCGGUGUCAUCUAACUCGGCACCUAACCACCCCUCUGCCACAGUGGCACCGAUCGCGGAGGCUCCGCGACCGACAGCAGGACCACCCGAAAAUACUUGGAAUUCACUAGACAUGGGUGGCGUUAACCUAAAGACAAUUCCACACAACUCUGGGCUGUUUACAUUCACGUUUCUCAUUAAUCUCUACCUCAACCACAAUUCUCUAGCUGCAAUACCACAAGAGAUCUCUAAACUGCGUCAUCUGGAAUUGCUAGAUUUGUCGGGAAAUGCACUCACCACAGUGCCUCCGGAGAUGGGCAUGCUUACGCAGCUCAAGGAGCUCUAUCUUUUUGACAACCAGAUCACUACGCUUCCACCGGAGCUUGGCAGUCUUCACCAGUUACAGACACUUGGCAUAGAGGGCAACCCUCUCGAUGCAAGUCUGAAGGGAAUGAUACAGAAGGAUGGCACGCCAGCACUUAUCUCGUACCUUCGGGACACCUGUCCGAUGCCUCUGCCUCCCCCCCAACGGGCAUGGAAAAACGUCAUCAGCCCAGCGGAACGAGAAGCUUUGGCGAACGACCCUCACACGGAGACCUUUAGCGUUCUUUGUUACAACAUUCUGUGCGAAAAGUACGCAACAGAGAAGUUGUACGGCUACACCCCCUCGUGGGCACUGUCGUGGGACUACCGGAAGGAAUUGAUCUUAACCGAGGUGAUGAACUACGAUGCAGACUUUCUGUGUCUGCAGGAGGUAGACAUUGCUCAGUACGAAGACUAUUUCGUCAAGCAUCUACAGGCACAAGAUUAUGAGGGCAUCUACUAUCCAAAGUCGCGAUACAAGACUAUGAGCGAUGUCGAGCGGCGGCAGGUCGACGGUUGUGCGACUUUUUACAAGGCUAACAAGUAUCAACUUGUUGAGAGACAACUCAUCGAAUUCAGUACUGUCGCGAUGCAACGGCCGGAUUUUAAGAAGACAGAUGAUAUGUUCAACCGCGUGCUCGGGAAGGAUCACAUCGCUGUCACGUGCCUUUUCGAAAACAAAAAAACGGGUACUCGCGUCAUAGUCGCCAAUGCUCAUAUUCACUGGGACCCAAACUUCCGAGACGUUAAGCUUGUUCAGGUCGCGUUACUAGUGGAGGAAGUUGAGAAAAUUGCUGCCCAUUUUUCCAAAUUACCCCCCCGCCCACCGAUCAGCUUCGAUGAUCAAUCGAGUCCAUCACGGCCACUACCUACGUAUUCGGAUGGGACGAAGAUACCUACCAUCAUUUGUGGAGAUUUUAACUCUAUUCCCUCGAGUGGCGUGUGGGAGUUCCUGUCUACUGGUUCAGUGCCACCGGAUCACCCAGAUUUCAUGUCCCAUUUGUAUGGCAAGUACACCACAGAGGGCCCCAGACACAGGCUCAACCUGAAGAGCGCGUACGCUGCUGCCGGGGAAAUCUCCUUGACAAACUAUACACCACGCUUCCAAGGUGUUGUCGAUUAUAUAUGGUACUCGGCGAGCAAUCUAUCUGUCAACGCUGUUUUGGGCGAAACUGAUAAAGGGUACCUUGAGAAGGUCGUUGGCUUCCCAAACGCACAUUUCCCUUCGGACCACGUAUGUUUAGUGAGCGAGUUCCGGGUGAAGCCCAUACGGGACACACUCCCCCCACCGUCAACGAUUCCGACACCCAACGGUAUGCACUCCUAAGUGAGAUGGAGUGUGGCUUUCAUCCGCCUCAUUUACCUCCUGUAUUUCUUUUUCACUUUUUUGCACAUAUAAUUUUUCUGCAGUACAUUGCUUUCUUGCUUGCGUGUACACGAGGAGUGAUUGCGUAUAUACAACAGUACUUACGUGUUGUUUGUUUUAAAUCCAGUCCUAUAUCUCCACUUCUCUCUCUCUUCCUGUGUUGUCCCCGGAGUGUGCUUGCUUGCCCGGCGUUCAUGUACGCCGCUUCUUAGCUGUCUCUGUUCGUAUAUAUGUCUGUAGCAUCUGUCUGCCUUGUGCACCUCUCUGAUCUGAACUAUAUUUUCCUUAUUCCUUCAUCUCGUAGACGAUGUGCAGCGAACCAAGUUGCAGGUGGAACAGAUAGCGAAGCAAUGGUGCUCGAUACGUAGUGAACCCGCUUUCCAGCAUGCGUGUGUGGAGAUGCCAAGUCUCGGGGGAG
Pisolithus orientalis is the source of this 2959-nucleotide messenger RNA. Its product is annotated as Endonuclease/exonuclease/phosphatase. Gene Ontology annotation, biological process: nuclear-transcribed mRNA poly(A) tail shortening. The record is from RefSeq and is a predicted model, not a curated record. Gene Ontology annotation, cellular component: nucleus; CCR4-NOT complex; cytoplasm. The transcript has 4 exons. Gene Ontology annotation, molecular function: protein binding; poly(A)-specific ribonuclease activity. Bases 262 to 2502 code for a protein of 746 amino acids. Lineage: Eukaryota; Fungi; Basidiomycota; Agaricomycetes; Boletales; Pisolithaceae.